Tachysurus fulvidraco (yellow catfish) is the source of this 2117-nucleotide messenger RNA. RefSeq names its product retinal pigment epithelium-derived rhodopsin homolog (gene rrh). Gene Ontology annotation, biological process: G protein-coupled receptor signaling pathway; visual perception. The coding region runs from base 546 to 1631 and encodes 361 amino acids. Gene Ontology annotation, cellular component: membrane; photoreceptor outer segment. Lineage: Eukaryota; Metazoa; Chordata; Actinopteri; Siluriformes; Bagridae. Gene Ontology annotation, molecular function: G protein-coupled receptor activity. The transcript has 7 exons. The record is from RefSeq and is a predicted model, not a curated record.
UCUACAUAUGGUUGGGGGAAGCCUGGAGACUUUCCCAGUGGACUUCAGGCACAAGUCAGGGGACACCCUGGAUAGUGCACCACUCAUACUCUCACACUUCUUCUUUGGACUGGGGAAGAAACUGGAGCACCCUGGAGGAAACUCCCAGAAGCACGGGGGACAUUCAAACUCCAUGCAAACAGGCUGAAGGCAAGAAAUGAACCAACAUCCCUGGAGAUUGCAAGUCUUAUGCAAGAAUGAAAAUCCUUAAUGUGAGGAUUAGAACAAAAACAAUGAGCUCUUCAGUAUUUGUAAACCAAAGAAAGACCAUAAUCCUCCUUGUCGAAUUCACCUCACUUACUUCAGUCACACAGUCACCCUGGCAACGUUCAGAGGGCCUCAACCCCCAACCCUCAUCUCCAAACCUUUCCCUCUCUCCUCACUCUUUCUCUCCUUACUGCAUGCUGAACAUGCUAGAGAAAGUUCCAUCCAUCGAAGUGAACUGGGCUGGACAGUAGCGACAUCUGACCAGUGCUUUUGGAGUGGGAUUGAUUGUAUUUUCAGACAUGGGACCCGAAAUCCUAAAUUCUUCAAGUGAGCCCGUGAGCUUUGGUGGGAAAAGCGUCUUCUCGCAAAUGGAACACAACAUUGUUGCCGGAUACCUCAUUACUGCAUGUGUGAUCAGUUUGUCCAGUAACCUAGUGGUGCUGAUUAUGUUUGCAAAGUUUAAAGAACUGCGUAAUGCCACUAAUGCCAUCAUCAUUAAUCUGGCUUUCACUGAUGUUGGUGUAGCAGGUAUUGGUUACCCCAUGUCUGCUGCUUCUGACCUGCAUGGCAGCUGGAAAUUUGGGCAUAUUGGUUGUCAGAUCUAUGCUGCCCUGAAUAUAUUCUUUGGGAUGGCCAGCAUUGGACUGCUCACUGUGGUGGCCAUUGAUAGAUAUAUAAGCAUCUGCAGACCUGAUAUAGGUAUGAACAUAUUUGUGUUCCAACAGAGAAUCUUUUUUCAGAAUGACUUGACUAAAUUGUGCUUUUUCGUGCUUGUAGGCCAGAAGAUGACUACACACUCCUAUACACUGUUGGUUAUGGCUGCAUGGCUCAACGCAGUGUUUUGGUCCACCAUGCCCAUUGUAGGUUGGGCUAGUUAUGCUCCUGACCCAACUGGAGCCACAUGCACUAUCAACUGGAGGAACAAUGAUGCGUCCUUUAUCUCCUACACGAUGGCUGUGAUUUCUGUUAACUUUAUCAUACCACUCUCUGUCAUGUUCUAUUGCUAUUACAAUGUUUCAGUCACCAUGAAGAGGUACAAGGAAAGCAACUGCCUGGACAGUAUUAACAUCGAUUGGUCAGACCAGAUAGAUGUAACUAAGAUGUCUAUUGUGAUGAUUGUGAUGUUCUUGGUGGCCUGGUCUCCAUACUCUGUUGUGUGUCUAUGGGCAUCUUUUGGCGAUCCUAGAACGAUUCCUGCAUCGAUGGCCAUCAUCGCACCACUCUUUGCAAAGUCUUCCACCUUCUACAACCCCUGCAUCUAUGUUAUCGCCAACAGGAAGUUCAGAAGAGCCAUCGUGGGGAUGCUGCGUUGCCAGACCCGACGACAUGUCACCAUUAACAACCAAGUUCCUAUGACGAUCUCACAAAUGGCUCUUACCCAGUAACCUCUAAUAAUUCCGGCAAAGCCCAUCAUGUCCUCUGCUUAGCUCUGUGUGCUCACACUACCUAGCACCAUAGGAUUUGAAGUAGAUUGUUUGCCACUAGAUAUAAUUUAAACAUUAUGUGCAUUAUGUGAAGAGACUCUUUUAAACAGAAUUUCAGCUUGGAAAUGAACUUUGCUUCAUCAUCAUAGAAAUUUCAGUAAAGACUUAACACAAAAGAAAUACAAUUAUUUGUAGGUUGUGAUGAAAUGUAUGAACUGUUAUUUUUCUUUAAUACACUAAAUGUAAAUACAUUAAUUCUAGUUUUAUAAUGCAUUUAGUGUAUAAUAAUUAUUUUGAAUAAUGAUGAUAAUCUUCAGAACAUAUGAUCAUAUAACUCAUAUAAAUCAUAUAAACCUUUUUAGAACUAUUUUAGUUCAACCAACCGGCUCUUAAAUACAAAACAUCAAAUGUUUUUCUUAAACGUAUGUCCAGGUAAGAGUGAUUAAU